Molecule: messenger RNA, 1080 nt
Organism: Ornithodoros turicata
Lineage: Eukaryota; Metazoa; Arthropoda; Arachnida; Ixodida; Argasidae
Exons: 10
Coding region: 1-1080 (359 amino acids)
Source: RefSeq, a predicted model, not a curated record
AUGGGAUCUCCGUCGUCGGUUACUCCUGCCCGUUCGCUUUACCAAGCGUCUACGAGUGGUGCUCGGAUAUCUGCUGGCAUCCUUUUAGUUUGUCAGCCUUGCAUCGACACGUACAUUAUCUUUGUGCAAGACCAGGCUUACAAGUGUGGCACUGGUGAAAUGGGUGGCCAUUCUGGUGCUGGAAGUCAUAGUGAAUUCGCCGUUGUGCACUUUGUGGACGAGAACACUGUUGAGAUUGUUCCCAGAACAUGGGUCUCUAAAGACAAGAAGACUGUACUCUGGCCACCAUACGGAAAAAUGAGAAUGAAAAGGGCUAUCGAGAAGCGUGACAACCCAGAAAGCUCAUGGAAGAGCUACAGGUGUAAUGUGAUUUUUUUGGGUGACUACCAACGUGCACUACGUGAAGCGGAGGAGGCAGAAUAUUUAACUGAUCUUCAUGGCGACGACGAGUCAUUGGCUUCCAGCUCCUUAAUCUCAUCGAUACCACCCCCUUCCCAAGGCCCACAGGGCACUAUUCGUCUUUCGACAGCGAUGGAUUCUGAUAUCUCGGAAACGUCGUCAGCCGUGCCAAUUUCAGAUGAUGCUUAUGACACUGAUGCGCACUCUCAACACAAGAAAAGGCGUGUUAGCGGAGGACAUGCAGCUUCAUCGUCGAGGGAGGGAGAUUCUCACAAGGCCACCAGCCGUUUGUUCAGGAAGUUACUCCAUCAAAUGGAGGCACUCUCAGAUGACACUAAGGAACUGAAGAGGGAAACUGGACGUAUCCGCAGCAUGCUGCAGGAUCACUUCACAACCACGGAUCUGACGGUUCCGGAUUCUUUUAACAUUCUUCCCAUCACGGAUGAGCGUGGACUGCGUGCUGUCGAAGCUUCAAUCAACGACGAAACCAACUUUAAAGCCUUUGUGUCCCAGCUUUGGACGUCUGGGGGAGCCAGCAGUGCUGAGUGCACACGGAAUGUAUUGAGGAGGCUUGUGACUAUGAACUUCGCUGCAGAAAUAUGCUAUUCGGGACACAAUGCUGACAAAAGGGUGUUCCAGGGCCUUGCGCUGUCCCGUCUUCUUACUGCCGGUGUUCCUUGA